AGCCGGAGCCGUAGAUCCGAGAGCCAGUUUUGAAACAACUUCCGCGCUUGCUGACGACCAUAUCGCAAACUUUUGCCGACUCCUUUGCCGUACCACGUGUUCGCGAGUUUUAUAAAUCACAUAAACUUUUACGAUUUAUGUAUUUGAAAUUGUGUACACAGUGGAUUUAGUUUUUUAUUUUUUCACUUUGAUACAUAUAAUGCUUGAUAUAAAUCCUAACUGAACUUCAGUAACUAUUAUCCUGAAGGACUAAAACUUCAUAUUCAACAGAAGGGAAAAUGCGAACAGGUGAAUACUAGACCAACACAAAUUCACGUUCAUCUUCCCAAUUUCCAUCAGUUUUGUUUCUAUAUAGAGCAUUAACUUUUUGUAACAAAACGCACCUUUUAUCCAUCAAAACAGUAAAACCUAAAUCAUGAACAGGACAUAAUUGUAUUGGGUCCUUUUAUUCUUAAAUUCGUAAACGUUGUGUACAUAUUAUUCCUGUGCCUCAAUGGCUUCAACAACAAUAGCAACAUUCACGUGUUUCGUAAUGAUGAGUUCGUUUCGCGUUCGCGUCCGUUCCUUCAAUGGCCGUUUCUGAUCGUUUCGAAUUAACAUCCGGUCACUAAAGCUGUGAUGUAGCGAUGAUAUUUCGAAGAAGAAGGAGAAGAAGGAGCAGCAGCAGCAGCAGCGGCAGCAGCAGCAUCAACAACAUUAUCAACGACAACAACAGAAAUAACGUCAGACAAGGAAGUGGAGAAUGGCAGCAACCGACGAGGAGCUGUCGUAUUCUCAUGGAGAAAGACCGCUCCGAAACCCCCUCCAUAUCACACGAUCCAGGUCGUUACCCCAUUUAUCCCAUCAUGAUUCAGGACUGGGAAGCUAUUGCGGGAAUUCUGGAGCUGAUGAUGCUCCAGCAUCUCGGGCAGCUCGCCUUGUUGCCGAUCUCCGUCAACUGUUAACAUUAAAACAGCAUUAUUAUCCGGAGGGUGGCUGGGGAUGGGUCGUCGUCUUCGCAGGAUUUAUUGUUAGCUUUUUAGGUCACGGCCUCCUUCUCUCUUUUGGAAUGCUCCAAAUGGAAAUCGAAAGAAAAUUCCAAAUGCCUCUUCAUCCUUCACCAGGUUGGUUGGGAGCGAUGUCAACAGGAGUAGCCCUCCUCAUAUCUCCAGUUACCAUAGCGUUCUGUAGACGCAAAUCCACGCGAGUAACUGCGGUUAUGGGAGGACUUGUUACCGCCUUGGGUUGUUUAUUUACCUCAUUUGCAACUCAAUUUCAUCAGCUGUUUUUCAGUUAUGGAACAGUGGUUGGAAUUGGAGUUGGGAUAACAAGAGACUGUUCAACGUUAAUGGUAGCACAGUAUUUUAAAAGGCGACGAGAAUUCGUUGAAAUUUUCAUCGUUUCUGGUAGUGGACUCGGAAUAGCUAUCAUGUCAUAUGUGAUCAAAAGCACAAUUGGAGCCCUUGGUUGGCGUCUUGGUUUACAAGCAGUGACGGGAGCCCUGUCGAUGACCUUCAUUCUGGGGACAUUCUACAGAUCCGCGUCCCUCUAUCAUCCACAACGAAGGGCAAUAUUACACAUUAAAAAUCAAAAACGUAAAAUAAAAGACAAGAACAAAAUUGAAGACAAAAUACCCUUCUUCGAUUUUAGCACGCUUAAAAGCAAGACUGUUCGAAUUCUUCUCGUAUCCACGGGUAUUAGCGCGUUCGGUAUCAACACACCCAUAUUUUACUUGUCAUAUCAAGCGGAAGCCGAAGGACUGGGCGAUUCCACAGUACUUCUUCAGAUGUAUUUGGGUUUAGCGUGGACCCUUGGUUGCGUUGUGUUCAGUACUCUCGUCCUUCACAAUUCAACUGAAUGUCGCAUCGCAAGACAAUAUUUGUGCCAGGCGGCAGUAUUCAUGUGUGGGCUUUCCAUUUUAGCAUUUACGGUUGUUAGUGGUAAUUACCAUGCAUACGUGAUGUUCGCAUGGAUUUAUGGCAUUUUUUGCGGAGGCUAUCAUUACUCCUUAAAAAUGUACACAUACGAAAGGGUUCGAGCAAGAAAUUUUGCAAGAACAUGGGGAUUCGUGCAGUGCUCCCAAGCAAUUCCCAUAGUUUUAGGGGUUCCAUUUUCAGGAUAUAUGAAUGAAAAGUGCGGUGAGAAAACAGGGUACUACUUUAGUUCGACAUGCGCCCUCCUGGGUAGCAUAACGUUGUUCUUUAUCGAUCUCCAUCGUCGGAAUAUAGCGCGUCACAAGCAUACGCGUGAAAAUGGCACUCGCCACGUAUGCAUGAACGAAAACUGCCCCCAAAGACGCAGACUGUCGUUUUCGCAGGAGCCUGAGAAUGAAGGCGGUGGCGCCACCUCCGGCACUCCUGCAGCUGCCGUAAUUCUAAGCAAAGACCACGCGUCCAACCACCAGUCUGGCAUCAUCGACAACAUGGUCUGUUCAAAUGACAAACAGGAGCUUACAUGCAUCUCCGAGGAAGGAAUAGCAGACAUGGAUCUGCCCGACAACCUCCUCGAUGACCUGGACUACAUUGGCGACUGCAUCACUUCCUGCAAUAAAGUCGAGAAUUACCUCAUGCUGAGCGAGUUUGAGAAUAACCUUAUAGCUGAAUUGCCGGUCAUUCUGGACCGGAAAGGGAGGAGAUGGUCACUGGCGAGAUCGAAGCUUGCCCCAGGGACGAUCGAAGAUCAAAAUAAUGCAGUAGUGAACGAGGACGAUGAUAUUAGUAACGGGGUUGGAAAAACGACCCGGAAACCGUUUGCUAACCGCGUAAUUACUGUUAUCGACGAAUCGUCCGUUUAAAAAUGAGUCUGAAUAGCGUAAUAGUUGAAUAAAAGUUCGAAAAGACUACCUCAACACCCACUGAUUUAUUGAAUGUAGAGUCGUAGUCUUCGAAUUCGAAGUAGAGGGAUGAAUUACCUUUUUAUACAAUUUCGGAAACAUCUUUUACGAAGCUACUUGUUUAUUUUCUUUAUCAGUAGAAAUGGUACUUUGGUCUUUCAGUGUUUCAAUAAAUAUGCAACUAAAAUUAAUAAAAUAGGAACAAAUACGAACGCUAAAGGUUGCAAAUCAGUAUACUAUUGCAAAGCUUAACAACCAGCCAGUUAAUUUAUAAUUAUUAACGAACCAUGAAUACUUCUAAAGUAUAACGAUGAAAUUAAGUUUGUGAAGCAAUAAUUCCAGAUAGAAUGGGUACCUAUUCCUAUAAGGAUUCAAUUUUUCAUUUUUAGAUGAGAAUGGCUAAAUAAAAAUUGGUACGAUAAAUCGAACAUAAUCGUAAUCUAAAAUUUAAUCAUACAAAAAAAAUGACAUUUUCUUACGAGGUACCUAUUGAUAAUAGUUUCAUGAAGUUAUAUCAAAGCUAAUUGGUUGUUUUCACUUCUUAUUCCUUGUCUUCUGUGUUCCAUCGUAUUCCGUGUUUAAUUUCUUCCGAUGUGGAAGUUGAAAUUUACUUUAUAUACUUACAUUCAUUCUAAAUACUAUAAAACAAAUCAAAGGAAAAAUCAAACAAAGCAUAAGAAUGCUUUCAUAUAUUUAUUUACUUCAAUUUUACAUUUUAUGGGUACAUAAUAAGCAAUAAUUUUGAAUUUAGGUAAGUAAUUCAUCCCUUUAUCGAUCAGAUAUAACUCUGUGUAUUAUAAAAUACCGUAAAUCUGUUUUAGGGUAUGAACUUUCC
Messenger RNA from Agrilus planipennis (emerald ash borer), 3647 nucleotides. Its product is annotated as monocarboxylate transporter 12-like. The coding region runs from base 743 to 2773 and encodes 676 amino acids. Lineage: Eukaryota; Metazoa; Arthropoda; Insecta; Coleoptera; Buprestidae. The transcript is spliced from 9 exons. The record is from RefSeq and is a predicted model, not a curated record. Gene Ontology annotation, molecular function: monocarboxylic acid transmembrane transporter activity. Gene Ontology annotation, biological process: transmembrane transport.